Molecule: messenger RNA, 1389 nt
Organism: Fusarium fujikuroi IMI 58289
Lineage: Eukaryota; Fungi; Ascomycota; Sordariomycetes; Hypocreales; Nectriaceae
Exons: 6
Coding region: 1-1389 (462 amino acids)
Molecular function (GO): FAD binding
Source: RefSeq, a predicted model, not a curated record
AUGGCACAUGCCCAAUCCUCGUUUAAAGUCAUCAUUAUUGGCUCUGGUUUAGCUGGCAGCUUGCUCGCGAAUGGGCUUAUUCACAAAGACGUCGAUGUUCGUGUCUAUGAGCGUUUAGAACGGCACGCCAAACGCGAAGGGUACCAAAUUCGCCUCGGUGCACCAGCCCUGAAAGGGAUGCGGGCUUGUUUGAACGAACAACAGAUCAAGGCUAUUGUCGACAAGUUUGGCCGUUCUGGAGGGGUGCGGUCAUCAGCUCCAGUACUAUACGACAAGAACUUUAAAGAACUUGUUGACUUGACGGUGUUUCCAUCAUACAGCAAAUCAGCUCCGAUUAAAAGAGGCAUUCUACGCGAUCUUCUUGCCGACCCUGUAUAUGAGGCUGGCAAAGUGCAAUACGGGCGUGCCUUUACCAGGUACGAAAUUUUGGAUCCGGGUACAGCCACUGAACGCGUUCGCGUCUGGUUUGAUGAUGGUAGUAGCGACGAGUGUGAUGUCCUAAUUGGUGCGGAUGGGAGUAACUCCAAGGUGAAUCUGCAGCUUGGUUUAGACAAUAUAAAGCAGAUUACCUCGCAUGUUAGUCUGAUCGCUAAGCAAGAAUUACCAAACUCUAGACUCAGACAAAUGAGUCCUCAGCUACAGCAGAAGCCAGUCAUGACAUUUGCCGAUCGAAAAUCUUUCUUUUAUGCGGCAUACUUGCCAGACAAAAUCGAAGAGGAAGGGACAAAGACUAGAUCAAGCAUCGAUGAUUCCAUAUCAGCCAUGAUGUUCGGUGUUCAGGUUCCUACUGAAGAAUGCCCACCAAACCUAGCAAACUACUCCUCCGAGGAGAAGUUCAACUUUGUAUUGUCUGCCUUCCGGGGGUGGUCCAAAGAACACAAAGAAAUCAUCAACCUGAUUGAGGGGGCUGAUCUUUACGUAUUCAAUGCUCGAGCCAGCGCUCGCCCUCCUUUGGAUUGGAGAAAGAAGCUAAGCUCGGACGGGGCUGCUGAGCGCGGGAAUCCACGUGUAUGGCUUCUGGGAGACGCGAUGCACGCAAUGCUUCCACUUCGAGGAAUGGGAGGCAAUCAAUCAUUGUGUGAUACCGCCACAGCCCUUCCCAUCCUUUCCGAGCUCUCUGCUUCUAAAGCUACAGGAGCUGCAGACAUGAGGAAGAAGAUACAGGAGGGCUGCGAGGCCUAUGAGCGGGAAAUGAUUCCCCGGGCCUUUGAAUGGGUCGAAAAGAGCGGUGGCUCCAACAUUCAGCCGAUUGAUUCCAGUACCGUUGGGGGAAAGUGUCUAUUUCUCGUGGCUAGGCUGGCUAUGACCUUUACCUGGGCAUGGUACUCCUUCAUUGGUCUGUUUUUCAAGCAUGAAAUUGUUGACGACGCACCGGAGUUGCGAACUUAA